GUUUUCCCCCAAGAAGAGCACGCCAGCUUCUCCUCCGGCUCUUCUUCUCCACCUCCUCCUUGCGUAGCUACCCGCCCUGGCCAGUAACACCACCACCUCCACCGCAAUGGCGAGCAACGGGCUGAUCCUCGAGAACGACCCGCUCAAGUGGGGCGCGGCGGCGGCCGAGCUGGCCGGGAGCCACCUGGACGAGGUGAAGCGGAUGGUGGCGCAGGCCCGCCAGCCCGUGGUCAAGAUCGAGGGCUCCACCCUCCGCGUGGGGCAGGUGGCCGCCGUGGCCGCCGCCAAGGACGCGUCCGGCAUCGCCGUCGAGCUCGACGAGGAGGCCCGCCCCCGCGUCAAGGCCAGCAGCGAGUGGAUCCUCGACUGCAUCGCCCACGGCGGUGACAUCUACGGCGUCACCACGGGGUUCGGCGGCACCUCGCACCGCCGCACCAAGGACGGGCCCGCCCUCCAGGUCGAACUCCUCAGGCAUCUCAACGCCGGAAUCUUCGGCACCGGCAGCGACGGCCACACGCUGCCGUCGGAGACGGUCCGCGCGGCCAUGCUCGUGCGCAUCAACACCCUUCUCCAGGGCUACUCCGGCAUCCGUUUUGAGAUCCUCGAGGCCAUCACCAAGCUGCUCAACACCGGCGUCAGCCCGUGCCUGCCGCUCCGGGGCACCAUCACCGCGUCCGGCGACCUUGUCCCACUGUCCUACAUUGCGGGCCUCAUCACCGGCCGUCCCAACUCGCAGGCCGUCACCGUGGACGGCAGGAAGGUGGACGCUGCCGAGGCCUUCAAGAUCGCCGGCAUCGAGGGCGGCUUCUUCAAGCUCAACCCCAAGGAGGGCCUCGCCAUCGUUAACGGCACGUCCGUGGGUUCCGCCCUCGCGGCCACCGUGCUGUACGAUGCCAACGUCCUCGCCGUCCUCUCCGAGGUCCUGUCCGCCGUGUUCUGCGAGGUCAUGAACGGCAAGCCGGAGUACACCGACCACCUCACCCACAAGCUCAAGCACCACCCGGGCUCCAUCGAGGCCGCGGCCAUCAUGGAGCACAUCCUGGAGGGCAGCUCCUUCAUGAAGCACGCCAAGAAGGUCAACGAGUUGGACCCCCUGCUCAAGCCCAAGCAGGACAGGUACGCGCUCCGCACGUCGCCGCAGUGGCUGGGCCCCCAGAUCGAGGUCAUCCGCGCGGCAACCAAGUCCAUCGAGCGCGAGGUCAACUCCGUCAACGACAACCCGGUCAUCGACGUCCACCGCGGCAAGGCGCUCCACGGCGGCAACUUCCAAGGCACCCCCAUCGGUGUGUCCAUGGACAACGCCCGCCUCGCCAUUGCCAACAUCGGCAAGCUCAUGUUCGCGCAGUUCUCCGAGCUGGUGAACGAAUUCUACAACAACGGCCUCACCUCCAACCUUGCCGGCAGCCGCAACCCCAGCCUGGACUACGGCUUCAAGGGCACCGAGAUCGCCAUGGCCUCCUACUGCUCUGAGCUCCAGUACCUCGCCAACCCGAUCACCAACCAUGUCCAGAGCGCGGAGCAGCACAACCAGGACGUGAACUCCCUCGGCCUCGUCUCGGCCAGGAAGACCGCCGAGGCCAUCGACAUCCUCAAGCUCAUGUCCUCCACGUACAUUGUCGCCCUCUGCCAGGCCGUCGACCUGCGCCACCUCGAGGAGAACAUCAAGACCUCGGUGAAGAACUGCGUGACGCAGGUGGCCAAGAAGGUGCUCACCAUGAACCCGACCGGCGACCUCUCCAGCGCGCGCUUCAGCGAGAAGGAGCUCAUCACCGCCAUCGACCGCGAGGGCGUGUUCACCUACGCCGAGGACCCGGCCAGCGCCAGCUUCCCUCUGAUGCAGAAGCUCCGCGCCGUGCUGGUGGACCACGCCCUCACCAGCGGCGACGCCGAGCGGGAGCCCUCCGUGUUCUCCAAGAUCACCAAGUUCGAGGAGGAGCUGCGGUCGGUGCUGCCCCGGGAGGUGGAGGCUGCCCGCGUGGCCGUGGCGGAGGACACCGCGCCGGUGGCCAACCGGAUCAAGGAGAGCCGGUCGUUCCCGCUCUACCGCUUCGUCCGCGAGGAGCUCGGCUGCGUGUUCCUGACCGGCGAGAAGCUCAAGUCCCCCGGCGAGGAGUGCAACAAGGUGUUCCUGGGCAUCAGCCAGGGCAAGCUCAUCGACCCCAUGCUCGAGUGCCUCAAGGAGUGGGACGGCAAGCCCCUGCCCAUCAACUAGGACGCGCGCGCCAUCCAUCCAUGCAAGGCCGGAGGAGAGGAGAGGGGAAGAAAAUACGUCAAAAAUAAGCACUUCGUGUAUGUUCAGAUCGUGUCGCGUUCGUCUUUCGUCGAUCAUUCGUUGGUGACUGUUGGUUAUAUUGACCGAUCCAUAUGUGAGUAUGUGUGUGUGUGGCGUUGUUCUUUUGUGUAGCUGCGCUGCCACCGCCUGCAAUGUGCAUGCAACGGCGGGCAGCUUUUCUAAGAUAUACUGUCGUAUUUUGGGGUGAACUAGCUACUCAAUUCCUUGUUUUAAUUAUCCUAAUAGAAUGUUUUGCUCUUGUAA
This is a messenger RNA of Phragmites australis (common reed), 2536 nucleotides long. RefSeq names its product phenylalanine ammonia-lyase. Gene Ontology annotation, biological process: L-phenylalanine catabolic process. Gene Ontology annotation, cellular component: cytoplasm. The record is from RefSeq and is a predicted model, not a curated record. The transcript is spliced from 2 exons. Gene Ontology annotation, molecular function: ammonia-lyase activity. NCBI's taxonomy places the organism in Eukaryota, Viridiplantae, Streptophyta, Magnoliopsida, Poales, Poaceae. Bases 107 to 2212 code for a protein of 701 amino acids.